Messenger RNA from Fusarium odoratissimum NRRL 54006, 3009 nucleotides. RefSeq lists its product as uncharacterized. The transcript has 6 exons. The coding region runs from base 91 to 2739 and encodes 882 amino acids. Lineage: Eukaryota; Fungi; Ascomycota; Sordariomycetes; Hypocreales; Nectriaceae. The record is from RefSeq and is a predicted model, not a curated record. Gene Ontology annotation, molecular function: ATP hydrolysis activity; ATP binding.
AGAGCAUCAAUCAAGGAUUAACUAGUCCUGUGAAUCUUUCUGCUUUCUAUGUAAUACAGGCUCAAGCUAUACCGUCAAAUCUCAUUACGCAUGGCAUCAAUAGUUAGGUCUGAGACGGGCGCGACGGAAAAGUCUGUGAGUCCGUCUUCAGCGGCGGCCUCAGGCCCGCCCCGCCCGAUUGACGGCCAACGCUCGCGACAAUACCCUGCUGUCCCGUACUUUAAUGUUGAUGGUGACGACGUGGACAUGGGCUUUGGAUACCCGUACGAAAGAGAAACGCUUCGCCGCGGUGAGAUCAAGAGAAACCUUGUGAUUGAUCUGCCCAAGCUCCGACAACAUGAGGAUUCAGAUGCAGAGCAUCUGCCUGUCGGGCCGGCCAUUAUCUGGAACGCCAAAGUCUACCAGAGCCUAGGAAAACCUCGCGACGAGGAUCUCCACUUACACCGACCUGACCUGACUUACAUCGAUGAUCGGCCUAUUGAGUUUUCCAUUGGCUUUUCUCCCACGAAGCCGCCAGUUCAAACAGAUGGGGAUGUGUCACAGCCCGAGGCGUGGAAAGGACCCGUCAUAACCAUUGAAACUUUUGUCCAAGCGGAUAUUGAUCAGGAUAGGCUAUCGGAAAUGAAGAGGCUACCGGAAAUAGUGGCUUCGCCUUGCCUUGAUCUGUUGAAUCCAAAGCAUGUUUCCCGACGACAUCUAGUGGUAGAAUCCCCGUUCCUUGCUGAGGGCCUCAGUGACCUCGUUGAAUAUUAUCCGUCAUUCCAUGAGAUGUUGUUGGAUGAUUCAAAAGGAGGAGAGCUGAGGAUUGAAGAGCCCUUUGCUGUUCUUUUUCACCAUUUUGACGCUAUCGCAGCCAUGGCCAACGAAACUAACGGUCCAACGGUUUGCAACGCUGAGGAUGAACUUAUGGAUAAAGGAACGGACUUGAAAGUCGUACAUUCACAGCAUUUGAUGAAAUUUCUCAGGCCAAUCUACACUGAGUCCAUCCUAACAUGUCAAAAGCACCUUUCCAGCUCCGUCCCGCAGGUCGCGUUUGACAUGGUCUGGUAUCCUCUCAAACCCGGGACAGAUGUCUAUGUACAAGUUGACGGAUCAGCGCAUGCUGCAGUCGUGAUGGGCGUCAGACGAGCUGAUGUUUCUUUGUCCAGGGUGUGGGGGUCCGGGAGUGACGGGUCUUGGCUGGUCGACCUCUGGCGGCUUGAGAGUGAUGGCUCCAGCCUCGGAAGAGGCUUCUUUUCUGCAAGCGUAAACUCUUACUCUGGGCUCCGAGAUGUAGUUAGUCUUCCAGUGUGUCCAGUUUCAAUUUGGGAUGCACACGACGAUGGCGAGCGACGUGGGAGGAUCUUACGCCGCGCUGCAACUUUCAUCAAGGCGCUUCGACGGGGCAAUCUCCUCGUGGAUUACAAGGGACCCAUCAAAUAUACGGCCCAAUAUUACACGGGAAAGGUGGUUAUCGACCAUCGAAGAGGGCGUGCGGAAUCUGACAUCCACCGGACCCUUUCUCCAGAAGUUCGAGACUAUUCAACCCGAUUCCAGGAGUAUGAUGGGAUCCUUAUCAACAAUGAUAGGUCCUUCUACACCACCCAAGAUACUGGAAACCGUCCCCCGAACCCUGUAUCCAGACGGGCCAACAGCAACGACGCCAUGGUUAACGGGGAGGAGAUGCAGGUAUGGCUUGACAAUGUACCUGAGCACCGUCCCCUCGAUAUUAUUCGCGUAGAUAUCAGUGGUUACGUCGUGGAACAACUCACAGAGCACCAACUCCUUUUGCUAUGCCCAGACGCUUUGGCAUAUGGCCUGAGACGCAAGCACUGGAUGUUGAUCUCUCUCGACUACGUUGAAGAGUCCGUGCCAUCAGAGGAGAGUAUUUCUAAUCUGAUUAUUGCCCAGGAUGAGUUGAAGACCAUACAGGCUCUUUCGAAUCGCCAGAAUAGUGAGACAAGGCACUGGUCGGCGGAUUUCAUCGAGGGGAAGGGAUCAGGGCAGAUCAUACUGCUACAUGGUCCUCCAGGAGUCGGCAAGACUUACACAGUCGAAGCUAUCUCUGAAUGGUUGCACAGACCACUCCUUGCUCUCACAGUGGCUGAUAUCGGCACGGUCGAAACACUCGUUGAAGGCGAGCUUAUGAAAUGGUUUGAUCUUGCGGAAGCUUGGAACGCAGUGCUUCUCGUUGAUGAAGCAGAUAUCUUCCUCGAACGACGGCAAAAUAGAGACCUCGCCAGAAACGGACUGGUAUCAGCCUUCCUGCGACGAAUGGAAUACUUUAAAGGUCUGCUGUUCCUGACUACCAACCGCGUUGGACAAAUCGACGACGCCUUCAUUUCACGCGUCCACGUUGCAAUCGGAUAUCAGGCCCUCGACGAAGAGACCAGGCGAAAGGUCUGGGGUGGCUUUUUCCGCAAACUGGUGCGCGAACGUGCUGGCAAGGUACAGAUCGCAUCAGACGCGAAGAAAUGGGUUCUUGAGACCGCCGGCGAGACGAGUCUUAACGGACGGGAUAUUCGCAAUGCGUUGCAGACAGCUAUCACGCUGGCAGAGUUUGAGAGUGAAGAGGAUCCAGAUUAUGAUGCUGCAUUGGUAACAGUUGUCACUAAGGCCCAUUUUCAGAAGGUACUAGAGAUGUGCAAUCGGUUUCGCAGCUAUGUAACGAGCAUUCGGAGGGAAGACGAGAUGAAGCGUGCCCAAGGGCGUGGAGAUCGGAAUGAUUAUGGCAAUGGGUUUGAUAGCAGGAUGUGCUAAUUACUUGUCACUACCGCUUCAACACCACGGUUAUUGGCUCAUGUGAUAGUGGGUUUUCGGAAGCCAGUCUCUGUGCCUCUGAUACAUAUAAAGAUCUUCGAAAAAGGACCAUGAGAACCUGAAGAGAAGAAGUUUGAUGGUAAGGAAGUGUAUUCAUGUGCUUAUGCUGGUGUUGCCAAGCGGAGGCAUAUCUGCCUAACUAGACAUACGACAUACGAAGACAGCAAAUAUCGAGUGCAUGCGAAUAGAGACAAGGAAAGUCAUCUGUUA